Messenger RNA from Macroventuria anomochaeta, 1200 nucleotides. RefSeq names its product NAD(P)-binding protein. The record is from RefSeq and is a predicted model, not a curated record. Lineage: Eukaryota; Fungi; Ascomycota; Dothideomycetes; Pleosporales; Didymellaceae. Bases 229 to 1164 code for a protein of 311 amino acids. The transcript is spliced from 2 exons.
GUAUCAGUUCCAAUCUCAUAGUCACUCAAUUUCUGACUUCUUCAUUACUCAAACAUCAACCGUGCUUCCUUCCUCUGUUCUGUGACAUUUACGGAUAUCCUCUUCCUAUUGGCAAUAACGCCUACUCAGGAGUCGAGUAUUGCUUCAGACCUCGGUUCAACUCAAUAUCCAGUAUCAACAUCGUCCGGCAUCAACAAGUUCGACUAACAACCUCACACAAUAUCCAAAAUGACGAUCUUCGAACCCAAUGCCCAGGCCUUCACCACCCUGAAAGCAACACCCAAAACCAUCGUAAUCACAGGCGGUUCCUCCGGGAUCGGUCUCGCAACAGCCCACCUCCUCUCCACCCUCAACCCUGCCCACAACCUCGUCCUAAUCGACCUCAACCCGCCACCUUCGACAUUCAAGCACGAUCCCUCACACCUCCUAGUACACACCUGCAACAUCACAUCCUGGGCCGCGCAACGCUCUGGCUUCGAAGCGGCUUACUCACGUUUCGGGAGUAUCGAUUGCGUAUUCGUAAAUGCCGGGAUCGCGGAGUAUGGCGAGCAGUUCUUCACUGAUGAGUUGGAUGCUAAUGGGAAACUGAAGGAGCCGGAUCGCAGAGUGCUGAAUGUAGAUAUGGAUGCAGCGAGCGACACGACGAAACUCGCUAUUCACUAUCUGAGGAACAAUCAGGAGGGGGGUGAGAUUGUGUUGACGGCGAGUUUGGCAGGGUAUUUGGCGAGUGCUGGGGCGCCGUUGUAUAGUGCUGCGAAGCAUGGUGUUGUGGGACUCAUGCGUGCGCUCAAACAGGAGUGCGCCAAACUGGGUAUAUCUAUCUCGGUGAUUGCUCCAGGUAUCACGGUCACGCCUAUCUUGACUAGCAACAACAGGCGUCUGAGCGCUCCACCGGAUGUGUAUGCGAAGGAGAUGGCGGCUAAGGGAGUGCCUAUCAAUAAACCCGAGAGCAUCGCGCUUGCGGUGUGCUGGCUUUUCAAUGAGCAAAGCAAGGCGAAUGGCGCUGGGCUGCUGAUCCAGGGAGACAAAUUUGCGGAUCUGGAGCGAGCAUUGGCGAAGAGCAGAGAGCAGUGGAUGGGGAAGGAGAUGUUGGCACUGUUUAGGGGUGGGCGAUCGGCGCCGCUUUUUGAUCGCUUGGGGACAGAUACAAAGGCUAAGAUCUGAGACAAGAGAACUUAAGCUGGGAAUAUUAGGUUCUAG